Messenger RNA from Phytophthora nicotianae INRA-310, 1948 nucleotides. RefSeq names its product calcium/proton exchanger. Bases 464 to 1759 code for a protein of 431 amino acids. Gene Ontology annotation, molecular function: calcium:proton antiporter activity. The record is from RefSeq and is a predicted model, not a curated record. Lineage: Eukaryota; Oomycota; Peronosporomycetes; Peronosporales; Peronosporaceae. Gene Ontology annotation, biological process: calcium ion transmembrane transport; intracellular calcium ion homeostasis. The transcript has a single exon. Gene Ontology annotation, cellular component: membrane.
CUCACGCGCAUAAGGACGACACUACUGCGGUGGACAUGGCGCCUAGAUUCGCCGCAAAACGCGGUCAACAAGGCAUCUGUAGUGAUCGCAACGCAGCAGUCUCACCAGCACGAGCACCUGAGUCAAUGGAUUUUGUCGGGGUUUCGAUCGCACGAUCCGUUUCUGACCAUCCUAUUUUUGCUCGAAUGUGUUUCAGCCAAUCACAGCACCCGAAAACUCUAAAACUGCACAUAACGCGUGCGUACUUGACUGCGAUCCCACUUUCCAUCUGUCGCAGUCGAGCAAGCGGCCUUGAAGGCGGAACAAAUUCGACAUAGUGGGCGCCAUAUAAUUUGGCGCCCCUUCCUCGCUAGACACAACGCCGCAGAUACAUCACAACUGUGGCGAAGGGAGCAAAACCAGCGUGGGCUUCGAGCACGUCACACAACCGAACAAGCUCGAACCCUGGCAACUCACUCCCCCCAUGCACACGGCCCAAGCACUCGCAUCCAUCCGCCGCUCGCGCACCUACGACGCCGAGGGCGGUAAGCGCAAAUACCCGAGCGAACACUCGUCUCUACUGCACGGCAACACCCACAGCGGCAGCAACGGCACGAGCUUCCAAAUGUCCUCGGCCAGCGACGUCAACGACGCGCCGCCCACGCUCAAGGAAGAUUUACACGCCAUCUACGGGAUGCUGAAGGAUCAGCCGCUCAAUCUGUUGCUGCUGGCAGCGCCUUUGGCCGUUUGGGCCUCACUGGGCGGCUGGAGCGACCUCUGGGUCUUUAUCUUCAACUUCCUCGUCAUGAUCCCGCUCGCCAACCUGCUGGGCGAAGCUACAGAGUCUCUGGCCUUCCACACGGGCGAGACUAUUGGUGGAUUGGUCAACGCCACGUUCGGCAACGCCGUCGAGGUGAUCGUGGCCAUCUUUGCGCUUAAAGCGGGUGAGAUUAACGUAGUGCAGAGCUCGCUUAUCGGAUCGGUGCUGUCCAAUCUGCUGCUAGUUCUGGGUUGCGCCUUCAUCGCUGGUGGCGUGCGCAACAAGGAGAACUCGUUCAACGCCGUGGGCGCCAGCGCCAACUCGUCGCUGCUCAUGUUGGCCAGCUUUGCCAUGCUGUUGCCUAGCUAUAUCUUCUAUUUCUCCGAUAACGACUCGGAGGAGACGCGCGUGACCAACACACUGACACUCUCGCGCAUCGCUGCGGCCUUCCUGCUCUUCAUGUACCUCCAGCUGCUCUUCUUCCAGCUCAAAACCCACGCUGACUUUUUCGAAGACGCUCAGGACGAAUCCGAGGAGACUGUGGCACUAUCCAAGCGUGCUAGUGCUACAGUCUUACUAGUGGCCACUCUGUUGGUGUCUUUGUUCUCCGAGUUCCUCGUGAACUCCAUUGACGGCUUCGCUAACGAGAUGCACUUGAGCAAGUCGUUUAUUGGCAUUAUCCUGUUACCAGUUGUUGGUAACGCUGUGGAGCAUGUAACAGCCGUUAAGGUGGCGCUUAACAACAAGAUGGAGUUGGCUAUGGGCGUCGCAGUGGGCUCGGCCACCCAAGUUUCUCUCUUCGUGGUGCCUGUUGUCGUGCUCUCCGGAUGGUUCAUGGAUCGCGCCAUGUCAUUGGCGUUCCCUCAGUUCGAGAUCCUCAUCUACCUCAUGUCAAUCAUCAUCGUCUAUGCUAUUAUCGCGGAUGGCAAGUCCAACUGGCUCGAAGGAUCUAUGCUUCUCACAGCGUACGCAUUGGUUGCUAUUGCACUUGUGUGGGUUGAAGUCCCCACUACAGCAUAAUGAGCGAUCUUCAGUAGUUUUAUCAUAGCUUUUUAGCCUGCAAUAGGAACGAACUAUUGCACCUAUAACUCUUUUUAACCAUUUCAAGAUGAAGAGCUGCAUAUCAGCGAAGUGAUAGUUCUGUUAUUCGAUACGUUAGAUAGAUAAUGGUCGGAUGAUUCAUAUGUCUCUCUAGGGUCCAUUGCCAGC